This is a messenger RNA of Manis pentadactyla (Chinese pangolin), 1596 nucleotides long. RefSeq names its product coiled-coil domain containing 7 (gene CCDC7). Lineage: Eukaryota; Metazoa; Chordata; Mammalia; Pholidota; Manidae. The record is from RefSeq and is a predicted model, not a curated record. The transcript is spliced from 17 exons. The coding region runs from base 1 to 1596 and encodes 531 amino acids.
AUGAAACCAGCAAGACAUCUGUUUGGCACUAGUAAUAAAUUGGCAAGUGCUCCAGAAUUAAUUAAUAGAAAAGGACUACUUAAUUCACCAUUGUCUCCUAAACCAAUGGAAAGACUUAGUGCAAAAUUAGUACGUGAUAAACUUGACCCAAUGGUCUUAAGAUCUCCACCGACAGGAGAAUCCAUCGUAAGGUUUGCUUUGCCCAUUCCGUCAAGUAAGACAAAGGAAUUAAUAGCAGAAGGUGAAUUGAUCAGAAAAACUAACGAACAUCUAAAGAUGAUUGUUUCUACUUUGGAAGACACUUAUGGGUUUAACAUUAAAAAUGGGAAAAAAACAGUUGAGUCAGAAGAUGAAGAAUUAUCUUUCUCUGCUGGGGAUGAUCUGAAUUCAUUCUUGAUAUGUUGUUCACAAUUUGCAGCUCGGUUAGAAGAAGCAGUUAAGGAGGAACAUAAUAUUUUGGAAUCUCUUUUUAAGUGGCUUCAGCAACAGGUCAAUCAGAUAGAAGAGAUCAGUAAAGAUCAAAGUUCUUUGGAAGGAGAAUUUUCAGUACCUGAUAAAACAGUCCCUUUAAACAUGGUACAAAUAGUAAAGCAGAUACAAAAACUUGAAGAACUGAAAAAUCUCUUUAAACAAGGGUCUAAAUCCUGUUUGAGAGCCAUGUUGUCUAAACCCAAGGAUAUUGAAAAUCUGGCAGAAGUGGUACAAAAUUAUGAAACUGCACAGAAGAUAAUUGAAGACUUCAUAAAAACCCACUCAACUAAAGAAGAAACAGGUGUUUCUGCAACUGAUCCAUCAACUGCUUAUUCACUUACUGAUCAAGUGAAUGCCAUGUUGAAAAUAUUUGAAAAACAGUCAGAUACAUUGGAAAGAAUUAUGAAUGAUCAAGGUUUGUUACAGGCUAAAUACAAAAAGAUGGAAAGUGAUUUCCAGGUUUUAUCAGAGGAGAAAUUGGUGCUGGAAAAUGAACUACAAAAGCUGAAGAAUCCAGAGAAAACAAAAUUUACAAGUGAUCGAACGAAGAAAAGUGUAAAAAUGGAGAAGAAAAAGGCCAAAGGAAAAACUGAGGAUUCAGAAGAGAAAAAGUCCCUAGUCAAAAAACAUAAAAUCAAAGAAGAUUUGCUUCGAUGCAAGAAAGUAACAGGUGCUCUGGAAAUUGAGAACAAAGUCCUUCAGGAACAACUGAAACAAGCUUUACAGGAAGCUGAAAGAGCUAAGCAUCAAUUUGACUAUUUCCUAGGCCUAGGGAGGGAGUUAAUUAAAAGUGAGGGGAAGACCCAGACAACAACAGAAGUGGGUACAAGUGAAAUAAGAGGCAAACUUGAAGAUUUGAAACAUGUAUCAUUGGAGAAAGAAACAGAAGCACUCGUUGAAGAUUCAGGUGGACAGGAGAUAAAUGAUAAAAUCCAAGAACAUCCACAGAUCCCAGUUGUCCAAAAUGGAAGACCAAUUAAAAAAAGAUAUUGUAGCAGUCUAGGUGCUACACCUUCUAGAUCUGGAAGAGAAUCAGUCAUGAGCAAGAUAUCAUCAAUAUACUGGUACAGCCACACUGUUGGCGGUUACUCCCAUGCUGCAAAGUCCUGGGCUACAGGUCCAUGA